This is a messenger RNA of Phytophthora sojae, 222 nucleotides long. RefSeq lists its product as hypothetical. NCBI's taxonomy places the organism in Eukaryota, Oomycota, Peronosporomycetes, Peronosporales, Peronosporaceae. The record is from RefSeq and is a predicted model, not a curated record. The coding region runs from base 1 to 222 and encodes 73 amino acids. The transcript has a single exon.
AUGGGCAGUGUCCGGAAAGUUUACAAUCGCCUCAAUUUGCCGCUGCCCUACGACCCGGAUCUACAAGGAAUGCGACUCAACAACCUAUUCAGGAUGGCGAACUACAGAGUUCGCACGGUCGGCAUCUCCGAGAUCGAGACCACGUUCCGGGCGUCAUGGAGAUGCCAAACCAAGACAUGUUCGAAUCUCUAUGAUUGCUUUUGCGUAAAGCUGGUUCAAUAG